AUGGGGGGAGAUGCAGAACUUGCUUUGGCAGCGAUCCCUCACUUGGCGUGUGUUGGUGUAUCCGUGGACUGGCUGGGACUGAAAGGGACUGACAGGGGUGUCUCCUCGCUGGGACUGAAAGGGACUGACGGGGGUGUCUCCUCGCUGGGACUGAAAGGGACUGACGGGGGUGUCUCCUCGCCGCCCGCGGGGGCUCCCAGCCGGUGCCGGUGCCGGAGCGCGCCCCGGGCUUGGGAGCAGCUCCGCUCCCGGGCCGCACACGCCGGGCGCUCGGCUCUGACGUCCCUGCUCACCGCCCAUCCCGGGGCUCGUCCCGGCCUAUCCCGGGCUCGUCCCGGCCCAUCCCGGGGCUCGUCCCGCCCAUCCCGGGGCUCGUCCCACCCAUCCCGGCCUACCCCAGCGGCCUAUCCCGGCCUAUCCUGGGGCCCGUCACGGCCUAUCCUGGGCUCCUCCCGGCCUGUCCCGGGGUCCGUCCCUGCCCAUCCUGCCCGCUGCCCGGCGCUCGCCAUGGCCCUGCCCGACGUCCACAGGUGCCUCCAACUCACUGAGGAAAAUGAGCAGUUAGUCAAGAAGGUGAAAAAACUACACAUAAAAAAUAAGGAGCUAGAAAGGAAUCUGGGUCAGAUCCAAGAACAACUGCAUCAGCAGCAGUUAAUGCAUGUCUGUGGCACAAGCAGAGAUGCUCAGGUUCAAACAGAAACACAUUUAUGGCAUAAGGGUGGCGGCAGCAAGGAUCUGGUUCUAGAGAGUGACAGUGUCAGACUGCUUCAGAUGUAUAAUGAGCUACAGAAACGUUAUGUGAAAGAAGCCAAAACAAACAAGGAGCAAAGCGAAGCAAUUAAAUAUCUCACUAUUAAAAUUAAUGAGCUAGAGCAUAGUCUUCAAGAGCAGAGGCAAAAAAUUAAGCAACUGGAAUGUAAAAAGGUUUCUUGGAAAACUAGUGCUGCUUCUGGAAAACGAAGUCAAACCCCAGAGGAAGGAAUAACUUCUCACAGGGACAUUUCUGCAGAGAAGGAAGCCUGUUGCAGUAGAUAUUUAGAGCUAUUGUUGAAGAAGAUUAAAAAGCUGAAGAAAGAAAAUAGAAAGUUAUCUGCAGAAAAGAGAGCACUAAAAAAUGAAUUAGCUGGAUUAGACAAGGAUUUUUUUGAAGAGGUAGAAGAUCUAAAACAUGCUGUACAGGAAUCUGUGAAACUGAACAAUGAGUAUGAAAAAUGCUUGAAACAAAUAAGUGUAAUAUAUGGACUUCCUUUUACAGCACAUUUGUAACUACUGGGUAAUUUAAUGCCAGAUAGAGUUUCUACAUAUUUGUUAUAAUUACUGCAACAUUUAAACCUCCCAUUGCUUAAGUGGUACCGUAGUUUGAUAAUAUAGAUUCAGUAAUGUGAUCUCAAUAUGACAAGUACUUGGAAAUGUUGUAUUUUGUGACCUUGAUUUUUUUUUUUUUUAUAUAUAUAUUUAAAUAAACUGUGAUCUUCAUAAUUUCAA
Molecule: messenger RNA, 1485 nt
Organism: Taeniopygia guttata (zebra finch)
Lineage: Eukaryota; Metazoa; Chordata; Aves; Passeriformes; Estrildidae
Source: RefSeq, a predicted model, not a curated record